This is a messenger RNA of Diospyros lotus (date-plum), 2932 nucleotides long. RefSeq names its product 5'-3' exoribonuclease 3-like. The transcript is spliced from 23 exons. The record is from RefSeq and is a predicted model, not a curated record. Gene Ontology annotation, biological process: nuclear-transcribed mRNA catabolic process. Gene Ontology annotation, molecular function: RNA binding; 5'-3' RNA exonuclease activity. Gene Ontology annotation, cellular component: nucleus. NCBI's taxonomy places the organism in Eukaryota, Viridiplantae, Streptophyta, Magnoliopsida, Ericales, Ebenaceae. The coding region runs from base 76 to 2610 and encodes 844 amino acids.
CUAAAACCCUAGCCGACAAUCAUUUUCUUCUGUAUAUGCUUGUGCUCCGAGCUGCUGAGGCACCGCGAAUACGCAAUGGGGAUACCUGCAUUCUACCGGUGGCUGCUUGACAGAUGCCCGCUCGCCGCCGUCGACGUCAUUGAAGAAGCUCCGGUCGUCGUCAACGGCGUUUCGGUUCCCGUAGACUCAAGUCUACCGAACCCUAACGGCAUCGAGUUCGACAAUCUGUACCUUGACAUGAACGGAAUUGUUCACCCCUGUUUCCACCCUGAAGGCCUGCCUGCUCCGGAAACUUAUGAGGAGGUGUUUAAGGCGGUGUUCAAGUAUAUAGACCGAAUUUUCUCGAUGAUUAGACCUCGGAAACUCUUGUUUAUGGCAAUUGAUGGUGUUGCACCACGUGCUAAGAUGAAUCAACAACGAUCAAGACGUUUCAGAGCUGCUAAGGAUGCUGCUGAUGAACUUGCUUCAAAGGCAAAGAAAGUUGAAAGGCAGGCCUCUAGACUAGAGAGGCUGAGAGGAGUUUGUAAAUCAGCAUGGGAAGAGAAAACUAUUUCGGCGCAUACAAAAAAGCUGGAUUCAAAUGUUAUCACACCAGGAACUGAAUUCAUGUCAUUACUGUCGUUGGCUCUUCAAUAUUAUGUACGCUUAAGGUUGAACAUGGAUCCAGGGUGGAGAGGAAUCAAGGUCAUUCUGUCUGAUGCCAGUGUGCCUGGCGAGGGGGAGCAUAAGAUAAUGAGUUAUAUCCGCUUACAAAGAAAUCUGCCAGGAUUUGACCCAAACACGAGGCACUGUUUGUAUGGAUUGGAUGCAGACUUGAUCAUGCUUGCACUGGCUACACAUGAAAUCCAUUUCUCAAUUUUAAGAGAGGAUGUCCGAAAGGCACAUAUGGGUAAUAGAGGUUUAAGAGAAGCCUUGAGUAGGCAAGGGAAAGCGUCUCGCUUGAACCUAGAAGACUAUAUAAUGAGGCAGAAAUUUCAGUUUCUCCAUGUAUGGGUACUCAGGGACUAUCUAGCAUAUGAGUUGAGAAUACCAGAUCCAACAGUAACAGCAGAUUUGGAACGCCUAAUUGAUGAUUUUGUCUUCAUGUGUAUGUUUGUUGGAAAUGACUUUCUACCUCAUGUGCCGUCUUUGGAGAUAUCUCAGGGGGCCAUCGAUCUAAUAAUGGUUGUCUACAAGAAGGAAUUUGUUAAAAUGGGCGGCUAUCUGACUAAUUCAUUUGAGGUAAAUUUGGAACGUGUGGAGCACUUUGUACAAGCUGUCGGUUCUCAUGAGAGUGCAAUUUUCAGAAAACGUAGUCAGGUGAAGAAAGAAAGGGACCUUCGUUUUGCUUCUCAUACUCAUUCUGGCAUUGAGAAGAUUCAAAGCUCAAUAAACCAAGUAAACAGUGAUGGGAAUCAUGUUAUUGACCAGGUUAAACUAGGAGAAGAGGGAUGGAAAGAGAGAUACUACUCUGAAAAGUUUGAGGCUAAUUCAGACGAUGAUCGUGAGAAGAUUCGUAGACAUUCAGUCCUAAAAUACAUAGAAGGCAUUUGUUGGGUCAUGCAUUAUUAUUACCAAGGAGUCUGCUCUUGGCAAUGGUUUUAUCCCUACCAUUAUGCCCCUUUUGCUUCAGAUUUCUAUGGCCUUGAUCAAUUGGAGAUUAACUUCACACUAGGGAAACCUUUCAAGCCAUUUGACCAGUUAAUGGGUGUAUUACCUGCCGCAAGUGCACAUGCACUUCCUUUCUUUUACAGGAAUUUGAUGACAGAUCUAUCAUCUCCUAUUUUGGACUUCUAUCCCACAGAUUUUGAGCUAGAUAUGAAUGGGAAACGCUUUCCUUGGCAGGCUAUUUGCAAAUUACCCUUUAUUAAGGAGUCCCGCCUUCUUUCAGAAAUUGCUAAGGUGGAGCACACAUUGAAGGAUGAAGAAAAACAAAGAAACAGUUUGGGCCUGGAUAUGCUCUUUGUUUACAAAUCUCAUCCUUUGGCGAAGAAGAUCUUUUCUUUCUACAAGCGAAAUAAAGAUCAUCCAAAGUUGCCUAACACUAAACUCAAAAGGAAGAUCAAUCCUGAAGUGAGUGGUGGGAUGAAUGGAUUCAUGUAUAUUUCUGAUAAACCUGUCUGUCCUCUGGAGAUCGAGUCCCCAAUCAGUGACAUGGCAAUGAUUAUUAAGAAUAAAAUCGUAUCUGUUUUUUAUAAAUGCCCCUCUUUUCAUCCUCACAUCCCAGAACCACCAAAAGGAGUAAAUAUACCUGAGAAGUGUGUCAGCAAACAGGAUGUCUUGCCUCCACCCGUUUUAUGGCAUGAGCAGUCAGCCAUUCAUGGACGUGUAUUUUCUGAAAGGCCCAUCCCCAAUUCCAUCUCUGGUCUUUAUCUUGCAAAAUUGGCUCAUCGGCUUGUGUGCGAGUAUUAUCAUGCAAGGCCAGGAAGCCAAGGAUGCAUGCAAGUUGACAACAACAAUAUUGAUGUUGGUGUGGACGACCUGCCAUGCCAGUCAAACUCGAGAGCUACAGUUUGUGGGCAAGAACUAGAUGGAAGCAGUGGGAACUGCAUGACAAAUAAUCCUAAGAAAAGGGGGAGAGAGACUGGCAAAUCUAGUAGUAGAAAAAGGAGAAGAAAUAAUGAUAACUGAGCUUGAGGAAAGACCUAGGGUGCACAUGGCUGUUUUCUAGUAUAUGUUCAUUCUGCUGCUCCUAGCUGUUAGCGCCACACUAGCUGCUGGGGACUUGCAUAAUUCUGCCCCCGAGUCAGCAAAGAUUAACUACCUCUGCUGAAUGUUUCUAAAGGGGUUUAUCCUCAAAAGGCCUUUCUAAUAGUUUCUGUUACAAACUUAGAAAAAGGAAGCGGGAAGGUUUUCGUGCUGCUCACGAUAGCUCAAAGAAAGUGACUCAAAGGAGUUCAUCUCGCAACUUUAGGAGGAAGAAAGAGCAUAAAAACAAAGUGCACAAAAACUU